AUGGCGACCGCCAUGCAAAAUGCGCCGUCCUCAACAGUCUAUGUCAAAAACCUCGAGGAACGGAUAAAAAUCGACCAGCUGAAAUCAGCUCUCUCCGAAAUCUUCUCCGAGUACGGCAACAUCAUCGACCUGGUCGCAAAGACGAACCUGAAAGCGAAAGGCCAAGCAUUCGUUGUCUUUGACAGCGCCGACUCUGCCGCCAAAGCGAUCGAAGAAAUUAAUGGCUUUGAGCUGUUCGACAAACCGAUGCAGCUGGACUUUGCGAGGACGAGGUCGGACGCGACGGUGCUGAAAGAAGACGGCGAGCACGGGUUAGAAAAGUGGAAGAGAGCAAGACUUGCGGAGAAAGAGCGAAAACAGGCGUUGGAGGCUACACAGCAGAAGAUGCUGAAGAGACCGGCCGCUGCACCAGCUGACGCCGCGGCGGGAGCAGGGCUGGCAGCACGGCCGGUGAAGACGGCCAAGGGAGCGGGCUUGAAACCGUCGGGCGCGAAUGCUGCGGCCAUUAUCCCAGAUGAAUACCUCCCGCCCAACAAGAUCCUGUUCCUGCGGGAUCUGCCGGACAGCUACGAUGCGGAUGGCUUGAGCAGGAUAUUCAGCCGGUUUGAAGGCUUCAAGGAGGUCAGAAUGGUGCCCGGCCGCAAAGGCAUCGCUUUUGUGGAAUAUGAGGCCGAAGCUGGGGCAAUCAGUGCCAAAGAAGCCACGGCAGGCAUGCAGCUGGGCGACGAGGGCAAAGGUAUUCGAGUUACCUACCAGCGCGCUUGA
Cladophialophora yegresii CBS 114405 is the source of this 765-nucleotide messenger RNA. RefSeq lists its product as uncharacterized. NCBI's taxonomy places the organism in Eukaryota, Fungi, Ascomycota, Eurotiomycetes, Chaetothyriales, Herpotrichiellaceae. The transcript is spliced from 2 exons. Gene Ontology annotation, molecular function: U1 snRNA binding. The coding region runs from base 1 to 765 and encodes 254 amino acids. Gene Ontology annotation, biological process: mRNA splicing, via spliceosome. Gene Ontology annotation, cellular component: U1 snRNP. The record is from RefSeq and is a predicted model, not a curated record.